This is a messenger RNA of Aspergillus welwitschiae, 1245 nucleotides long. RefSeq lists its product as uncharacterized. The record is from RefSeq and is a predicted model, not a curated record. The transcript is spliced from 2 exons. The coding region runs from base 1 to 1245 and encodes 414 amino acids. NCBI's taxonomy places the organism in Eukaryota, Fungi, Ascomycota, Eurotiomycetes, Eurotiales, Aspergillaceae.
AUGGUCCGCCAAACAGCCUGGCUACUGCCCAUCCUGCUCCUGCAGGCUCUGCCGUUCGCGGUAACCCGUCCUACAGCCGUGAACGUGGACAUCCAAGUCCCAGAUGCCUGUACCGAUGGCCAGGACUGCACGAUGAACCUCCACGGCGGAAAAGAUGGCGAUGACGAUGAUGAUGACGACGAUGACAACAACGACAUCACCGACCAGGUCCGUCACAAGCACCACCACAAAGACCAGGAUGGUGAUGACGACGACGACGGUGACUGGGAUAGCGACAGUGAUAGUGACUCCGACUCGGACUGGGACGAUGACAGCGACAGCGACAGCGACAGCGACUCCGAUGAUGACGACGACGACGAUGAUGAUGAUCAUCACCACGGCAAUGGCUGUAAUACGCAGACCAUCACGCUCACCACCAUCGAGCCAGGCCCAACCCAAACCAUCACCAUAACCACAGACGCCACCGCCGGCCUCGUCCCCCCAACCGACUGUCCAACAACGACAACCGUAUCAAUCACCGGCCCAGCCAUCACCAGCACCACAACAGCAACAGAAACAGCCAUCCAAACCGCAACAGUGACAGAAACCGAGUCGGACAUCAUCACCGCCACCGCCACCAUCACCGACACCUCCACGAUAACCCAACCCCCAGUGACCACCACCGAGACAGCAACCGCCACCAUCACCGACACCGACACCAUCUCCUUCACCAUACAUGACACCGAAACCAUCACCAUCCCAGGACCUACCAUCACCGAGACAGACGUCCUAACCGCCACAAGGACCAUCACCGAAACAGACACAGACACUGUGACUCUUCCCGCCUCCACCAUCACUGAUACCUCCACCAUCACCCUCCCAGCUUCCACCGUCACAGCCACCAAAACUGCAACUGCAACAGUAACCAUCACUGAUGAUACCUGUCCAACCGGCACGCCCGGCGGCGACGGCGACGGCGACACCGGACUCGACUUCGGGCAGUGCUCCGACCCGAGUAUCUCAUGGCAAUAUGGACUGGAUAACCGGACAGAGUGGAGUUACAUCACGAACAACCAGGUCGAGUUUGAGCACGGGAGCUCGACGACCAUCGAUACGUUGAUGAACUUUAUCUGUAAUCGGUUGAUUAGCCCGUGCAAUGCGCCGCAGGAGACGAUUGAUGCGUGCUAUAGUGCGGAGGAUGAGGUGAAUAGUAGCGGGCUUGUGGGGCAGGAUGCGGCGGAUUUGUGGAAUGAGUUGAUGGCUUGA